UGGGCGUGGCCGGGCGCGCGGGCGUCCGUUGAAGCGAGUGAAGGGAAGGCAGACGCUGCUGAGGCGCGUCUCCGGGCGGACGGAGCGGGAUGACGGCGGCGAGGCCUGAAGGGGAGGCGGCCUGCGGAGGGAGCCCGGCACCGAACUCCAGUGUUCUCAUCAACCAGCUGAGAGAGAUCACAGGCAUCCAAGAUCCUUUGUUCCUCCAUGAGGCCUUAAAGGCUGCCAAUGGAAACCUUGUGCAGGCGGUUGGCUUCCUCUCUGAGGCUCAUGCCAAAGAAUCCAGCCAAGAGGGCACAGCCACAGAGGCAUCCUAUGGUGGAAGAAGUGUGCUUGUCCUGGAGCAGGCAGCAGUUGGUGUAACACAAGAUGAUGGAGCUUCUCUUCAGGAAGGCAUUCCUUCUGACGUCCAGGAUUUUCAAGGUGCCCAGGUCACAGAUCAGGAUCCAAAUGCAGCUGUGAAUGAGCCCUGUGUGUGUGACGUGACUGAAAACACAAAUCGCUCAAAGAGGAAACGUUGCGAGGUCUGGGGAGAGCAAACUACCCUGAACGACUGGCGGAGAAAUGGAGAAUGGCCGGUGGGGCUGAAAAACAUUGGAAACACUUGCUGGUUUAGUGCAGUCAUACAGUCUCUUUUCCAGCUUCCCGAAUUCCGGCGGCUGGUGCUCAGCUACACUCCAGACUCUGGAAGUGACAACUGCUGCAGCCGAAGCAAAAAGAGGAAUAUCGCCUUCAUGCUGGAACUCCAGUGCCUUUUUGCCCUAAUGCUGGGAACGCGCCGCAAAUUUGUGGAUCCCACUGCAGCCCUUGAACUUCUCAGAGGCGCCUUCCGGUCUCCUGAGGAACAGCAGCAAGACGUGAGUGAGUUUACCCACAAGCUUCUGGAUUGGCUGGAGGACGCUUUCCAGCUGGCUGCGAAUGUUAACUCCCAGAAUAAGUCCGAGAACCCCAUGGUUCAGCUCUUUUAUGGAACUUUCCUGUCUGAAGGUAUUCAUGAAGGCAAGGCCUUCUCCAAGAUUGAGACCUUUGGCCAGUAUCCCUUGCAGGUGAAUGGCUAUAAGGACCUGCAGGAGUGUCUGGAAGGAGCCAUACUGGAGAAGGAGACUGAAGCGUCUUCAAGCAGCCAGUCGGUGCAAUACAGGCAAGAACGCUGGUUCACCAAGCUGCCUCCGGUCCUGACUUUUGAACUUUCCCGGUUUGAGUUCAACCAGUCACUUGGGCAGCCGGAGAAGAUACACAACAAGCUGGAGUUCCCUCAGGUUGUUUAUAUGGACAGGUUCCUGUACAGUAACAAGGGGCUGAUUCAAGCUAAGAGAGAGGAGAUCAAGAGACUGAAAGAGCAGAUCACAGUUCUGCAGCAGAAAUUGGAACAAUAUAUGAGAUACGGUUCUGGUGCAGGGCGCUUCCCCUUGCUAGACAUGCUGCAGUACGUUCUUGAGUUUGCCAGUUCCCGGCCAUUGACAGCCAAUACCGAAGCCUCAACAGAGUCCCAAAUUUCAAAGCCGCCUUUCAUCCAAAGCAGGGUGACAGUAACACCAAGUGAAGGAGGUGAUGAGGCCUCUGCUUCCCAAGCCGCAUCUCCUCCGGAGGAAGCCAGUGGGCCCUUGAGGUCAUCCACACCGCCUGUGGAGAUGCCCGAGUCCCCAGCUCCCCAUGGGAUUACAGAGGAAGAAGUCCAUCUGGUGAUGACCUGCCUGCAGCGGUGGAGAAGAGAGGUCGAGCAAGACAUCAACGACCUGAAGGACUCGAUUGCGCUGCUGUCUGCCUCCGUUGACCAGAUGUACUGCGACCCUCGACUGCAGCAGGUCCCGUAUCACUUGCAUGCGGUCUUGGUCCACGAAGGGCAGGCCAAUGCGGGCCACUACUGGGCCUACAUCUACCAUCAGCCCCGGAAGUGCUGGCUCAAGUACAACGAUGUCUCUGUGACAGAGUCCUCCUGGGAAGAGCUGGAGAGGGACUCCUUCGGGGGCCUGAGGAAUGCCAGCGCCUACUGCCUCAUGUACAUCAACAAGAAGCUGCCACACUUUGCUGUUGACUAUGAUGAUGGGCAGACCCAGGCCGAAGUGGAGGCCCUGCCCCUAGGGCUGAAGCAGCACAUUCAGGCAGACAACUGGCAGCUGGAGCAGGAGGUGGCCGAGUGGGAGGAGCAGGCCUCUAAAAUGGCCCAGAUCGACCAGUCGUCAUCAUCGAUAGAGUCUCAGUACCUGUCUUCAGACUCAGGACAAGAAGACUCCAGUCCCUCUGACAGCAGGGUGGGCUUGCUCUCCUCUCAGCAUGCCACCAUUGCCAAGGCGCAGACCGCUCUAGCCAUCGACAAGGCAGCUGAUGCCUUCAACAAGGACGGCGUAGAGGCAGCGUACAACCAGUCCACGGAGGUAGAGACGGCCAAAGCUGACCCGGAAGAAGCAAGCCUUCCUGUUCAGGUCGAGGAAGAGCAAGAGGUGGCUACGGGGGAGCAUCCCACUCCUCCCAGCUCCCAGCUCUCUGAAGUGGAGAUCCCCAGUGUGGGGAGGAUCCUGGUCAGGUCGGAUGCGGACGGCUAUAAUGAGGAGGUGAUGCUUAGUCCUGCCAUGCAAGGUGUGAUCCUGGCGAUAGCUAAGGCCCGCCAGACCUUUGAUCGGGAUGGGUCUGAAGCGGGGCUGGUUAAGGCAUUCCGCGAGGAAUACGCCCGGCUGUACGCGCUCUCCACCGAGGAGCCAACGCCGCAGAACGACCCCCGACUUCAGCACGUUCUGAUCUACCUCCUGCAGAACAAAGCCCCCCAACAAGUGGUGGAAAGGACCCUCCUGGAGCAGUUUGCCGACAAGAACCUCAGCUACGACGAAAGGUCCAUCAGCAUCAUGCAGGUGGCAAGGGCCAAGUUGAAAGAGAUUGGCCCCAAUGAGAUGGACAUGGAAGAGUACAAGAAAUGGCACGAAGACUACAGUUUGUUUCGCAAGGUGUCUCUUUACCUCUUAACCGGCUUGGAGUUCUACCAGAACAAACAGUACUGUGAGGCUCUGACCUACCUGAUCCACGCCUGCGAGAACAACCUGGCCCUGCAGAAGAAGGGGCCCAAGCGGGGCGCUGAUGGGGCGCUCAUUGCUCUCUACAGGAGGAAAUGCCUCUUGAAGCUGAAUGAUAUGGCGGCAGCUCUGCUGGACAGCAACAAAGAUCUGGACGUGGGAGAAGGCCUGGGCCUUCUGGGUGAGGUGAUCAUCCCCUGCGUCCACAUCAUCGCCAAGCACAACCUCUCCCAGGACGACCUGGAAGCCAUAGAGCUCAUGCGGGGUGGCUGGUGCGAUUACAUGGUCAAAGUAAUGGAUGAAGAACUGCAGCUGAAGCUGAACGAGCUCCUCUCCCGCCUCUUCGACUGUUCCUCGGAGGGCCUGAUCCUCAAGGAGCCGCCCAAGAUCCGCCCCAACUCGCCGUACGACCUCUGCAGCCGCUUUGCCGCGGUGAUGGAGUCCAUCCACGGGGCCUCGCCGGUGACCGUCAAAUAAAAGCCGCGGGUUCUUUGGAUGGAGACCCUCCCGUGCCAGGAGAGAGCGGGAUCGGUCACUGAGUAAAGAACCACCGCACUGAAACAAUUCACUGGAACUAUCCAAUACUGUAUGUGCCUAGGAAAGGGAGGGGAGAGACAUGGCUCUCUUUGCUGGGCAAGCACUCAUUGAAACGCACACUGGAAUAUCGCAGAAUGGUCUGCCUUGGAGUAGAAUUUGCCUUCGCUUCUUACAGUAACAGACUCUGGAGAGUCUUGAUAAGAAACAAGACUGGAGAGUCCUUUUCCAAGCAAAUGCGCUGUUUCACUGAUGAUGUCUUGAGCUGUGUUUCCUGUUUUGUCGGCGGCUAUGUUCGCACAUUUGGACACAGCAGAGCCUUUUUUGGAGCAUUUGGCGACUUAGUUCAGGAAAGAGCCAGGCUGAGGACUCUUGUGUGAAGAUGGCAUUUCUACGCUCACAUUUUGUCUCUUCGGGGAGAGUUGGAAAGCUUCAUGCAAGACUGGAUUGAGGCCCGAAUCUUAAGUUCUUCUCAUAGUAAAAACAAAGCUGAGUUCAUGUUAUGUACGUGAUAAAGCAGGCAUGGGUAAACUUGGGUCUUCGAGGUGUUUUGGACUCCAACUCCCACCAUUCCUAACAGCCUCAGGCCCUUUCCUUUUCCCCCUCAGCCGCUUAAGCGGCUGAGGGGGAAAAGGAAGGGGCCUGAGGCUGUUAGGAAUGGUGGGAGUUGGAGUCCAAAACACCUCAAAGGCCCAAGUUUGCCCAUGCCUGUGACAGAGACGUGUGCCAUUUUUCUAACACUUAAAUCUUCGCAACUCUAGAGACAGUUGCUUCCGAUUCCCUGACAAGGGAUGAGGGUAGAGCCAACCAAUAUUGCAGGAAUCGUUCCAGCGCAAGAGCGGAGGAGAAAAGCGAUCACGGGGCUUUCAUCACCAGCAUCACAUUGGUGGCAACCGGUGCAAAGCGACAGGGCAAAACCGCAUCAACUGGUACAUUUUUGCCUUCCAACCUUUUUAAGGUUUUUAUCAGAACGGAUCAGGAUGUAAAUGGAAAUACGUAUUUGAUAUGUGCAAUAAAGAAUUUUAUCCUCUUUCAA
Anolis carolinensis (green anole) is the source of this 4575-nucleotide messenger RNA. RefSeq names its product ubiquitin specific peptidase 28 (gene usp28). Gene Ontology annotation, cellular component: cytosol; nucleus. The coding region runs from base 90 to 3482 and encodes 1130 amino acids. NCBI's taxonomy places the organism in Eukaryota, Metazoa, Chordata, Lepidosauria, Squamata, Anolidae. Gene Ontology annotation, molecular function: protein binding; cysteine-type deubiquitinase activity; proteasome binding. The record is from RefSeq and is a predicted model, not a curated record. The transcript is spliced from 26 exons. Gene Ontology annotation, biological process: DNA damage checkpoint signaling; regulation of protein stability; regulation of proteasomal protein catabolic process.